This is a messenger RNA of Caenorhabditis remanei, 3024 nucleotides long. RefSeq lists its product as uncharacterized. Gene Ontology annotation, biological process: poly(A)+ mRNA export from nucleus. The record is from RefSeq and is a predicted model, not a curated record. NCBI's taxonomy places the organism in Eukaryota, Metazoa, Nematoda, Chromadorea, Rhabditida, Rhabditidae. The coding region runs from base 1 to 3024 and encodes 1007 amino acids. The transcript is spliced from 14 exons. Gene Ontology annotation, cellular component: nucleus; cytoplasmic stress granule. Gene Ontology annotation, molecular function: ATP binding; RNA helicase activity; RNA binding.
AUGAGCGAUUGGGGUAAUGCAUUCGAUGAUCAAUGCCGAUCGGAAGGGCUUGAAGUGCCAGAAAAGACCGAGGAGGUGCAGUCAAACUCGGAAAUGGAUCAAAAUGAGGAGAACAGAGGAUUCGGCGGAGCAGGAAUUGGUCGGGGAGGAAUGUUCGGAGGAGGAGCGAAAAUGAAUGCGCCACCGCCACAAACCUCGUUUGGUGCAACAUCAGGAACCAGAGUUGGAGGUUCGUUUGGAACUCCGAGUGGCCCAGACGGUCGAGGAGCUGCUAUCGGUUCAGCUGAGGAGCUCAAUGGAGGAGGUAACAUAAUUUCUGUUGGAUAUCGCAAAGCUAAACCUGCAUGCUCAUUCACUAAAAGUGGUAGCUUUGGCACUAACCACUCCCCGCCUUCUAUCUCACCAAGCACAAUCAAAACUAAUCACGAAGGAGGACGUUUUGGUGUUUUAUCACCUAAAACAUUCGAUUUUGUAACGAAAAGCUCUUCUGACCAGCCGAAGCCCCCGUCAGGAGGUCGCUUUGGUGCUCAAUCAUCAAUCAGUCGAACUUCUGUUGGAGGAUCAUUCGGAUCGAAACCAUCUUCAACAACAACGAAUACAACACCGAUAUUUGGCGGAAUCUUCAACGGAAAAGUCGAAGAUGUUGCCCCAACAAAAUCUUUCGGUGGAUCAUUCGGUUUGUCCACGAAGUCACCUCUUACGGCUGGAAGAAGUUUUGGUUCCAGUAUCAAGUCUCCUAUUUCAACAGAUGGCAAUUACGGAUCUGAAGUUUCUGUCACCAAAUCAGAAUCGGUGGAAAGCACUGCUUCUACGAUAUCCAUUUCAUCCCGGACAGCAGUCGAAGAAGUUGCAGUAGCUAAGCCAUUAGUAGAAACUGUGUCGAAACCAGUAGUUGGCGGAGCAUUUGGUGCUUCUAAGUCGAGUUCUGGGAUUUCCGUGGGUGGUGCUUUCGGUAAAAAACCAAACAUUCCUCAACCAGUUACUGCUCCCACACCGCCCCCUCAGAUACUUCUGGGACAGACUGCCAGAAUUAGUCAGCCAAGUUCAGUUGAAGAAAUAAAAAUUCAAACUACUGAAAAUGUAUCUGUCGGUGGUUCUAUCGGAUCGAAAUCUUUCGGUGUUCAAGACGGACAAAAGACGCUUGGAGGAAGUUUUGGUAGAGCACAGCCUUCGAACACUUUGAAUGCUCCACCGUUCGGAUGCCCGCCUCCAAGUUUUGUAAAGUCAAGUGAAGAAAAAUUGAACGAAACUACAAGCCGGUCGGAAGAAAACUCAGAGAAAACCGAGUCUUCAACGUUGAACAGUGGGACCAAUUUCAGUGAAAAAAGCAGAUCAUUUGGUGGAGGUUUUGGUGGAAACACGUUUAUUCCGUCUAACAACACAACAGUCCGCGAAGGAGAUAAAACGGAAGGAUCGAAUGUACCGUUCAUGUCAGGUCCGCCGCCAUCGAUGAGAGGAGGAUUUCAGGGUGGAUAUAGAGGCGGACGUGGUGUCGGAGGAGGACAAAUGGAUUUCGGUGGUCCCGGUCAAGGACCAAUGGGGCGCGGAAGAGGUCAAUCGAAUCAACAAUUCAUUCCACAACAGAGAGCUCCACCACCGUCAUUUCCCAGCCAUCAGAAUUCACAAAUUGUCAAACCGGAUCCAAAGUAUAAAUACACAAAGUCAACUGACGAUGAUCAUGAAAAAGUUCCGAUUCCGGCUGAUAUUGCGCUUCUCAAUAAAUUCAUUCAAAAAGAAGUAAAGAUGAUGAAGGAUACAGUAGUCGAUGUUCAAAGACAAGAUCCAAAAUCUCCACUUUACUCAAUUUCGUCGUUCCGGGAGCUUCGCCUCAAGCCCGAAGUCCUGCAGGCACUCGAUAAUCUCAACUUCCAAUUUCCAACAAGAAUUCAAGAAACUGCUUUGCCGUUACUUCUCAUGGAGCCACCAUCCAACUUGAUUGCACAAGCUCAAUCGGGUACAGGAAAAACAGCCGCUUUUGUGCUCACUAUGCUUUGCAGAAUUGACGUGAAUUUGAAGUGUCCACAAUGUAUAUGUUUGGCUCCUACGCUCGAAUUAGCUAAGCAGAUUGGAGAAGUUGUCGAAAAAAUGGGAAAAUACAUGGAGAAUCUGAAGAUUCAUUAUGCGAUUAAAGGAGGGAACAUGGCGGCCAUGCGAGGAAGAAAGCUAACAGAACAGAUUGUUAUCGGAACUCCAGGAAUUACACGUGAUUACUUACAAAAGUACAAGUGCAUUGAUCCUAGCCAGAUUCGUUGUUUGGUUCUUGACGAAGCAGACGUCAUGAUUUAUCAUCAAGGAUUCACCGACAUUUCAACAACUAUCUAUAACAUGGUCGAAGAAGCCUCAGAAUCCGUGCAAUCCAUGUUAUUCUCUGCUACGUACGAUCAACCUGUGAUAGAUUUUGCUACGAAAAUCAUCAAAAAUGCUAUUGUAGUCAUGUUGAAACGAGAGGAACAAGCAUUGCCAAACAUAAAACAGUUCUAUGUUCAGUGUGCAUGUAGAGAUUCGAAAUAUGCGGCUAUCGUCAACUUAUACAGUGGACUUGCUGUCGCCUCAUCUGUCAUCUUCUGUCAUACGAAGGCUAGUGUUAUGUGGUUAUACGAGAACAUGAAAGCACGUGGACACAAGGUCGAUGUGCUUCACGGAGAUAUGACUGUAGUCGAACGAGCUGAUACCAUCAUUCGUUUCAAACGAGGCGACUUCAAAGUACUUAUUACUACAAACGUGUUUGCUCGUGGAAUUGACGUGGCACAAGUGUCAGUAGUAAUCAAUUACGAUUUACCAAUCAAGUACAAUGAUGAAAAUAAUCCGAUGGUGGUCGACGGAUUCACACAACCUGAUUGUGAAACUUAUCUUCAUCGUAUUGGAAGAACAGGAAGAUUUGGAAAGACCGGAAUCGCCAUUAAUUUGAUUGACUCGGAAGACUCAAUGAAUAUGAUUAAUGUGCUUGAGAGCCAUUUCCAAAUGAAAAUUGCACGAAUGGAUCCAUCAAAUAUUGUGGAGUUGGAAGCCAUAGAAGCGGCAUAA